This is a messenger RNA of Maniola jurtina (meadow brown), 5037 nucleotides long. It is a transcript of the gene Prp39, whose product is annotated as pre-mRNA-processing factor 39. The transcript has 16 exons. Gene Ontology annotation, biological process: mRNA 5'-splice site recognition; RNA processing. The record is from RefSeq and is a predicted model, not a curated record. NCBI's taxonomy places the organism in Eukaryota, Metazoa, Arthropoda, Insecta, Lepidoptera, Nymphalidae. Gene Ontology annotation, molecular function: protein binding. Gene Ontology annotation, cellular component: U1 snRNP; U2-type prespliceosome; commitment complex. Bases 189 to 3314 code for a protein of 1041 amino acids.
ACACAGACCAAAGAGUAUGUAAUCACUACGUCUAUAAAGCGAAGCUCGGUGAAGGAAGCGAAAAGUAUUCAAGAGCUCAAAUAUCUGAUUCAUUUGAUUCAAUUCUGUUAAAUUAUCACACUAGCUUGAAGUUAAUCUGGAGUUCUGCGUUACCUCGAUUGUAGCUUCUCUUUAGCUACAAACAAAACAUGGAUGAUGAAGCUAGUUCUGAUUUACAGAAGUGUUUAUCAGAGGGGCCGAUGGAUACUGAUGAAGGACCAUUGAUUAACGAAAAUUCGAAUGGAUUGUCUCAUCUGUUGACGGACGGUGAAUUUAAUAGUGUUGACGCUGCGGUUGACGAGUCGUCUACAUCGAACCAAGCUUUCCUUAACGCAGUGGAACUGUCUACUGGCAGUGUCGGUGACUACUUAGACAACAAUACUGAAGGGUUCAAUACCGAUUCCUUUGACGUUGGCGACAAUGCCGUCAACUUUCCCAGUGACUCGUUGAACAACGUGCUGUCCGACGGAGAUUCACGUUUAAGUGCCACAUACAGAAUGAAUGAAGUGGAUCUAGAAAUCCCAGAGACACAGAAGAUUGAUGCAGAAGUUGGAAGCGAGCAAGAAAAUACCACAGAAGCUGCAAGUGAUACGGCAGAUAUGUUAAAGCAAAAUAAUGGGAGUGCUGAGAUUGCUCAGGAAAACAGUGAGGAUGCAAUAAAUGAAGACAUUAUUGAGAAAACAGGUGUUGCGGAAAGUGAAGAUGCACAGGCAAUAGAUGAAGAAGAAGCAGUUCUUGAUAAAGAUGAAACACAAGAUAAUGACGAGAAUAGCACUAGUGAGAAUAAUGACACCAAACCUGAUAAUACUGCAACAGAUGAGAAAAGUGCAAAUGAUGAGGAACUUGAGUUGCAAAAAAGUACACUCAAUGAAAAUACAGAAGGUAAAGAAAAUACAGAAGUCAGUGAAAAUGCUGAAGACAAAAAUAUUGCUGCAGAAAAAGAAACUUCAGAAGUCAGAGACAAUACAGAAGUUAGUAAAAUGGAAGAAAACAUUGAUUCAGAAGUCAAGACAAAUACUGAGAAAAAGGUGAAGCAACCUGAAAAGAUGGAAACUGAUGACAAGUCUGAAGAAGUUGAGAAAAAAGAGGUUGGUGGGGCUGAAGAAACAGAAGUGGUAUCUGAAGAUGAGUUGCCUGCAGUACAAAAGCCAAGUGUGAAGGAUGCUGAGAAUGUCUCUGACGAUGAGCUACCCGGCCCCAAACCUGCUGAACUACCAGCUGAUACUGAGGUUGUGUCAGAAGAUGAAUUGCCAGCAUCUAAAAAAGAGUCUCGAAAACGAAAACCAAAUGAAGCGAGAGAUGGCUAUGAUCCCGGGUCACCAACAUCUGAGAGUGAAUCUGCUGGCAAGAAACAAGCAGUUGCUAAGAAUGGUGAAAGCAAGCCAGUGCCGGCCGAAAAGCGAUCAUCAGUGGAUGACAAACCUAAAAAGAAAACGCUUCCAGAGCUGGACAAGUACUGGAAAGUUGUCAAUGACGAUCCAACAGAUUUCACUGGAUGGACUUAUUUACUGCAGUAUGUCGACCAAGAGAGCGACGUGGAGGCGGCGCGCGAAGCCUACGACGCGUUCCUGUCGCACUACCCGUACUGCUACGGCUACUGGCGCAAGUACGCCGACUACGAGAAACGUAAAGGAAGUAAAAAGAAGUGCCUCGAGGUGUUGGAAAGAGGACUCAAAGCUAUCCCCCUAUCGGUGGACCUUUGGAUACAUUAUCUCAAUCACGUUAAGUCCACGAAAACUGAUGACCAUGCCUUCAUCAGAUCCCAGUAUGAGAGGGCAAUAGAGGCUUGCGGGCUGGAGUUCCGCUCGGACCGGCUGUGGGAGUCGUACAUCAAGUGGGAGGCGGAGAACGGCUCGGCGCUGCACGUCACCAACAUCUACGACCGCCUGCUGGCCACGCCCACCCUGGGGUACACCUCACACUUUGACAAUUUCCAAGAGCACGUGAUGUCGGAGCCGGUGUCGGGCGUGGUGGGGCGCGCGGAGCUGGUGCGCCUGCGCGAGGAGGUGCGCGACACGGCGCCCGCGCAGCCGCCGCUCGACCUGCCGCCCGGCGAGGACGAACCACUGGAUCAUAUUGCUUCAGAAGAAGAAGCGCAGUCAAUCAAAGAACGCAUCAUAGCAGCUCGCAGGAAAGUGCACAAGGCGACUGGCGAGGAAGUCGCCGCGCGGUGGACUUACGAAGAAGGGAUUAAACGGCCCUACUUUCACGUGAAGCCGCUGGAGCGCUGCCAGCUGAAGAACUGGAAGGCUUACUUGGAGUGGGAGAAACAACAUGGUUCAUUGAAGCGCGCUCUAGUGCUGCACGAGCGGUGCCUCAUUGCCUGCGCGCUUUACGAGGAAUUCUGGAUGCGGCUGAUAAAGUUCCUCGAGGAGCGUUCAGCCACCAACCCGGAGCUGGUGGCAAUAGAAAGGGAGGUGUUGGAGCGAGCUUGCACGGUGCACCACCUCGACAAGCCGGAAUUACAUUUGCACUGGGCGCACUUCGAGGAGGCGCAGGGCAACCUGUCCAAGGCGGCGGACAUACUCGACCGCAUCGAGAAGACGUGUCCGCACCUCGUGCAGAUACAGUACAGACGGAUUAAUCUCGAACGUCGUCGGGGAGACUACGAAAAGUGCAUCCAGUUAUACGAGAAUUACAUAUCCACCGCUAAGAGCAAGGCUGUCGCGUCCGCGCUCGCGGUCAAGUACGCGCGCUUCCUGUUCCACGUGAAGCAGGACCCGCCCGCGGCGAGGAAGGCCCUCGACGAUGCCAUCACUAAAGACCCUCUCAACUCGCGGCUGCAUAUGCAGCGGCUCGACUUGGCCCUGCAUACGCCUGGCACGCCAUACGAACAGCUGGAAGAGCUGGUGAUGAGCUACGAGCGGCAGGAGGGCGCGGAGGCGGAGACGAGCGCUGCCAUGGCGUGGCGGCGCCGCGAGCUGGCGGACGAGCUGGGCAGCGCGGCGGCCGCGCGCGCCGCGCACCUGCACGCGCGCGCGCUGCACAAGCACCUGCGCAAGCGCGCGCGCGCCGCCAAGCACGACGCGCCGCCGCACCACGCGCCGAUAGCAGACGCGGCGGUCAAAAAGAAGGAGAGUUGUGUGACCACACCCGUGACGACGACCAGCGCGAGCACUUACUACCAGACGCCGGCCGCGACCGCGCAGCAGUCGCAGUACGACCAGUCGUACGCGCAGCAGCAGUACCAGCAGCCGCCCUGGGGCUACCAGCAGCCGCCCGGCCCCUACCCGCACCACCCGCACCCCUGGCCGCAGUACCCCAACUACUACUAGACACUACGUGCAGUACACGGCACUUAACUUCACUCAAAGUGCCGUACGCUCGCACUUUCCACUUCAAAGACUCGAAUUCACGUUAACUGUGCGUAAAUCUGUCAGGAUCAGUUGCAUAAUUAUCAGUGUGUAUAACGAAGUAAAAUGGACCUUAAGUUCCUUGAAUUAUAGUAUAAAAUUCAGUACCACCGAUUUUGAUUUCACAAGGUUUCUGCAUGGAGCGCUGGCUACAGAUGUAUGGACGAACUUGAGUUUUGGAACAAGGCAAUGAAGGUCCAUUUUACUCUAAUGUUGAAGUGUUUCGACCCUCAAAUUCUACUAACGUGAUUCUCAUAAGCAUACUGGCGGUAAAUACUUGAUGCUUAGAACUGCAGUUUUUACUUCUGUGACGUGAACUUUAAUGCUUUAUUAAUGGUACGAUUUUUCGAUAUUGAAAAGUCAGUACUAUCUGCGUCCUUGUAUGACGAUGUUGUACACGAUAUCUAGCUGUCUAUGGUAAGAAUUAAAGACGGCAUAACGUGAUGAUCCCAACUGUGGCCCGUAUACGGUCGAUGUAGUUUAUGAACUGUGCUUGAUUUUCUGUAGUUUUAUCAUAAAGUGUCUCAAUUAAUACGUAGACUUUAUUUUCCUAUUUUGUAAUUUGGAGGAUCUAGAAAACCAAGCGGUGAAAGGUUAUGUAUAAAAUUCAAAUUUGACUGCUAAGUUAACUAAGGAAAUAAAAGCGACUAAGAUUUUAAAAUUUGACUAAACGUUAUUCUCUAACAGUUUCAUUAUAAAAACUAGACUAAGAUUUUCCAAGUUUGAUGAAAAUAAUUAGUUACAACUUAGAAUAUUAUGAAUAGGAACGACUAAAAUAAUAGAAGUAAUCUUUAUUAAUCAGUGCAUGAGUUUUAGAAUUUUUCUAGUUAAGAAUUUCUUUUGAAUCUGAUUUUGAAUACAGCUUUAGGGUCAAUUUACAUUAGCAGCGAAUCGUAGCGAAUUUCUAAAAUUUAACACAGCAUAUUGACCUCUAUCUCCACAUGAAGUACCAAUUUCAACCGAGAACUAAUAAAAUGAAAUAAAAUUCGCGCAAAUUUUUCAUCUGGGCAAGAAGUUUGUUUUGUGAUGGAGAUAGAAGUCAAUAGUCUGUGUCAAAUCUUAGAAAUUAGCUUCGCUUAGCUGUUAGUAUAAAUUGAAACUAAAGAUUUUUUCUUUAUUGGGUAACGCCACUGUUCACGCCAGUUAGGUCUAACAUCUAACAAAUUGUCGAGGCUUCGACGUCAUUGGCAGGCGUCAAACGUUAGUCAUUUGACGCAGGUAGCCCUAUUUUUCUAUGAUUUCACGUCACUAUAGCCUAAUAUUUGUCAUUACGUCGAUCAGAUCAACCGAGUUUCCUCACUCUAGUUCACUCUGGUAACGAAAUAGGUUUUUAAACAUGACGACUAUCAUGCAAUCUGCCUUAAGUAGAAGUAAGGGGUAUUUUAAUACAGUUUUCCUUGAAUAAUAAUAAUAGAUGAAAUAAUAAUAAUUAAUGAUUAUUAUUAAUUAAGAAAAGCAUAAAGUACAGAAGGAUACUUUGAUUUUUAAUGAAACCUACUAUAAUAAAUUAAUAAACAUUUUAAUUUUUUACAAUGAGUUGUAAAAAGAUGUAUUUAAGUUAUGGCAAAAUGAUUUUCCUAAUUUGCGAAUCACACGAGCUAUUUAAUUAAGGUCACGUGUUUAUAAAUAAAAUAAAAAAACUAUA